UGCUGCCUCUUGCUCAUCCAUGGCCGGCCACAUCGCUAGCUAGCUAGAGCCUAGAGGUAGCAGCAGGAUCGGAGGUCGAUCGAUGGCCCAGGUGCAGGUGCAGGUCCAGGCGGCGGCCGCCACCAUGGAGAUGAUGUUGAAGAAGCCGCAGGCCAGCAGCUGCUGCUCCGACGACAUGGCGGACCUGGAGCGCGCGCUGGCGCUGGAGGUGGCCGCGCCGACCACGGUGCCGCGUCAGGACUCACUGUACAGGGACGCGACGAGGGCGGCCGGCGGCGGGAACCACGAGGGGCAGGACGGGUGGGCGCGGACUCUCCGUCUGGCCUUCCAGUGCGUGGGCGUGCUCUACGGCGACAUCGGGACGUCGCCGCUGUACGUGUACUCGAGCACCUUCACCGGCGGCAUCCGCCACACCGACGACCUCCUGGGUGUGCUCUCGCUCAUCAUCUACAGCUUCCUCCUCUUCACCAUCAUCAAGUACGUCUACAUCGCGCUCAGAGCAAACGACGACGGGGACGGCGGUACGUUCGCGCUCUACUCGCUCAUCUCCCGUCACGCCAAGGUGAGCCUGGUGCCCAACCACCAGGCCGAGGACGACAUCAACGGCGGCGGCGACGAGGCCGUGCUGGCGGCCAAGCCGUCGCUCCGUGGCAGCGUGCGGCGGCGGACGGUGCAGCUGGCGUCGUCGAGGGAGCAGCGGGCGCAGUGGGUGAAGCAGCUGCUGGAGACGAGCAAGCCCGUGCGCAUCUCGCUGUUCCUGCUCACCGUGCUGGCCACGGCCAUGGUCAUCAGCGACGCCUGCCUCACGCCGGCCAUCUCCGUGCUCUCCGCCGUGGGGGGGCUCAAAGAGAAAGCACCCAACCUCACAACAGACCAGAUCGUGUGGAUCACGGUGGCCAUCCUGGUGCUGCUCUUCGCCGUGCAGCGCUUCGGCACCGACAAGGUGGGCUACCUCUUCGCCCCCGUCGUCCUCCUCUGGCUCCUCCUCAUCGGCGGCGUCGGCGUCUACAACCUCCUCCGCCACGACGUCGGCGUCCUCCGCGCCUUCAACCCCAAGUACAUCCUCGACUACUUCCGCCGCAACGGCCGCGACGCCUGGGUCUCCCUCGGCGGCGUCCUCCUCUGCUUCACCGGCACCGAGGCCCUCUUCGCCGACCUCGGCUACUUCAGCGUCCGCUCCAUCCAGCUCAGCUUCGCCUUCGGCCUCGUCCCCGCCGUCCUCCUCGCCUACAUCGGCCAGGCCGCCUUCCUCCGCCGCUACCCGGACCAGGUCGCCAACACCUUCUACCAGUCCACGCCGGAGGCCCUCUUCUGGCCCACCUUCGUGCUCGCGCUCGCCGCCUCCGUCAUCGGCAGCCAGGCCAUGAUCUCCUGCGCCUUCGCCACCAUCUCGCACUCGCAGGCGCUCGGCUGCUUCCCGCGGGUCAAGGUCCUCCACACCUCGCGCCAGUACCAAGGCCAGCUCUACAUCCCGGAGGUCAACUUCCUCCUGGCCCUCGCCGCCUGCGUCGUCACGCUCGCCGCCAAGACCACCACCGUCAUCGCCGAGGCGCACGGCAUCUGCGUCGUCCUCGUCAUGCUCAUCACCACGCUGCUGCUCACCCUGGUGAUGCUCCUCGUCUGGCGGGUCAACGCCGCCUGGGUCGCGCUCUUCUUCUUCGUCUUCGCCGCCGCCGAGUCCGCCUACCUCUCCUCCGUGCUCUACCGCUUCGCUCACGGUGGGUACAUCCCCGUCGCCAUGUCCGCCGUGCUCAUGGCCGUCAUGGUGCUCUGGCACUACGUGCACGUCCGUCGCUACGAGUACGAGCUGGAGCGCACCGUGUCGCACGACACCGUGCGGGAGCUGCUGGCGCGGCGCGACCUCGUCCGCGUGCCCGGCGUGGGGCUCUUCUACACGGAGCUGGUGCAGGGCAUCCCGCCGGUGUUCCCGCACCUGGUGGAGAAGAUCCCCUCCAUCCACGCCGUGCUGCUCUUCGUCUCCGUGAAGCACCUCCCCGUGCCGCACGUGGACGCGGCCGAGAGAUUCCUGUUCCGGCAGGUGGUAUCCGAGUCCGGCGGCGGCGGCCGGGUGUUCCGGUGCGUGGCGCGCUACGGCUACCGGGACCCGCUGGAAGAGGCGAAGGACUUCGCGGCCAGCCUGGUGGAGCGCCUCCAGUACUACGUCCGAGACGUCAACCUCUACGGCUUGGACCACCAGCAGGCGGGCGCCAGGGUGAGCUACCCGAGCUCGCGCUGCGACAGCAUGGCCAUGGCGCGCCAGAGGUCCGUCGGCAACAUGAACAUGAUGCGGCCGUCGGCGUCGUACACAGAGAGCCUGGCCCUGUCUCGAGCCAGGUCGUCAGGGAUGACAACGACGAUGAUGCUGGGCAUGCACUCGGCGUCGUGCACCGACCAGCAGCGCGCCUGCAGGCCAACGGCGGCCGGCGUCUUCGCUGAGGAGAUGCUGACGCCGGCGGAGUCCUUCUCGGAGCUGUCGCGGAUGGGGAGCGUCCAGGCGGCGGUGAAGAUGAGCCUGGAGGAGAUGGCGCGGAUCGAGGAGGAGCAGCGCUUCAUCGAGCGGGAGAUGGAGAAGGGGGUGGUGUACAUCCUCGGGGAGGCCGAGGUGGUGGCGCGCCCGCACUCGUCGCUGCUCAACAAGGUGAUGGUCAACUACGCCUACGCCUUCCUCCGCAAGAACUGCCGCCAGGGGGAGAAGAUGCUCGCCAUCCCAAAGUCGCAGCUGCUCAAGGUCGGAAUGACAUACGAGAUCUGAUCAUCCAUGAUCCAAAUAGCAGAUUAAUUGAUUUCAUGCAGCAAUCCACUACUAGAUCGAUACCCUAGUGGUAGUAUAAUUGUACACUUACUUCUAGCUCCUGCAUAUUAUUAGCUAGCGUAUACCUAUAUUGUUGGUUCAAUUAUUCAAUUCCUUGAGAUCUCCCAUCAUCUUAAACCGUUCAAUUCCUAAUUCAUUUUAAGCUCA
Panicum hallii is the source of this 2959-nucleotide messenger RNA. Its product is annotated as potassium transporter 22-like. Gene Ontology annotation, cellular component: membrane. NCBI's taxonomy places the organism in Eukaryota, Viridiplantae, Streptophyta, Magnoliopsida, Poales, Poaceae. Gene Ontology annotation, molecular function: potassium ion transmembrane transporter activity. The record is from RefSeq and is a predicted model, not a curated record. The coding region runs from base 83 to 2752 and encodes 889 amino acids. The transcript is spliced from 3 exons. Gene Ontology annotation, biological process: potassium ion transmembrane transport.